Messenger RNA from Toxorhynchites rutilus septentrionalis, 1310 nucleotides. It is a transcript of the gene Cdk1, whose product is annotated as cyclin-dependent kinase 1. Gene Ontology annotation, molecular function: cyclin-dependent protein serine/threonine kinase activity; ATP binding; RNA polymerase II CTD heptapeptide repeat kinase activity. NCBI's taxonomy places the organism in Eukaryota, Metazoa, Arthropoda, Insecta, Diptera, Culicidae. The coding region runs from base 193 to 1089 and encodes 298 amino acids. The record is from RefSeq and is a predicted model, not a curated record. Gene Ontology annotation, biological process: G2/M transition of mitotic cell cycle; mitotic G2 DNA damage checkpoint signaling; protein phosphorylation. Gene Ontology annotation, cellular component: nucleus. The transcript has 3 exons.
GUGGUGGCUUCGCCGUUUGUGGUUGGUUCAAAUUUUCCUUCACCUUUCAAACGACUACCAACGAAAGCAUAACGAACGAACUGAAACUGCCAAAAAAUCCCGCUUGAUUUUUGUUUAUCGCCGAAAUAGUGUUCGGCUUUUGCGGAUUCGACCCGUUUUGUGAUAAAUUGUAUGGUGCUUUGCUGAUAAACGAUGGAGGACUUUCAAAAAAUAGAAAAAAUCGGCGAAGGAACCUACGGUGUUGUCUACAAGGGCCGAAACAAGCUAACCGGCCAAAUAGUGGCGAUGAAGAAAAUUCGGCUCGAGUCUGAAGACGAGGGAAUCCCAUCGACUGCCAUUCGAGAAAUUUCACUCCUGAAGGAGCUGAAACAUCCGAACAUCGUUUCGCUGGAGGACGUAUUAAUGGAGGAAAAUAGACUGUAUCUAAUCUUUGAGUUCCUAUCGAUGGAUCUGAAGAAGUACAUGGACACUUUGCCGCCGGAGAAAAUGAUGGACACUGAUCUGGUGAAAAGCUACAUGUAUCAAAUCACUGCCGCAAUGCUAUUUUGCCACAAGCGACGUGUUCUUCAUCGGGAUCUCAAACCACAGAAUUUACUGAUCAAUAAGGAGGGCCUCAUCAAAGUGGCUGAUUUUGGUUUGGGACGAUCAUUUAACAUUCCCGUCCGUAACUACACCCAUGAGAUCGUAACGCUGUGGUACCGAGCACCGGAGGUGCUGCUGGGAUCACCGCGAUACGCUUGCCCAGUGGACAUUUGGUCCAUAGGAUGUAUUUUUGCGGAGAUGGCCACACGAAAGCCACUGUUUCAAGGGGACUCGGAAAUCGAUCAACUCUUCCGGAUGUUCCGUAUUUUGAAAACUCCAACCGAGGAGAUUUGGCCGGGAGUCACUUCGCUUCCGGACUAUAAGCCCACAUUCCCCUGCUGGACGCAGAACAAUCUCAACACACAGUUGAAGAAUCUUGACUCGGCCGGAUUGGAUCUGUUGCAGAAGUGUUUGAUCUAUGAUCCCGUUCAUCGGAUUUCGGCGAAGAAAAUCCUAGAGCACAAGUAUUUUGACGGGUUCGAUCGGAGAGUUGUUCCUAGCGAAUAAUAAGGGGACCCUUCGUACCCUUUGAUUAACUUAUUUGUCCACCUGAUACAUUAAUCGAUUUUUUUUUGUUCCAUAAGUCUCACCAGAAGCUGUAUUUGAAUUCGCCUGUACUUUGUAAAUAUUCCAUGGGAAACAGAGGAUUAGUUGGGUCUCACGCGUUCUGAAGUUCCACCUCAAGGUACUCAACCAUGAUAAUAAAAACUAUUAUAGACGUCUGUAAA